This is a messenger RNA of Auxenochlorella protothecoides, 372 nucleotides long. RefSeq lists its product as hypothetical. The transcript has a single exon. Lineage: Eukaryota; Viridiplantae; Chlorophyta; Trebouxiophyceae; Chlorellales; Chlorellaceae. The coding region runs from base 1 to 372 and encodes 123 amino acids. The record is from RefSeq and is a predicted model, not a curated record.
AUGAGAAGUCGUCCAGGGCCCCAGACAUGGAGUCGAGGCCGAUGCGAGAGGAGGGCAGGCCUGGUAGGCGUCCCACCCUGCGACGUGUGGGGGACAGGUGUGAGGAGUCCAGCUCAGAACACCCACACAAAAGGCACGGUACAUCCUUGCGUGUUGCAGCGCAGGUCACAGCCACACACCUUUCAAGGAUCUGCCGCUCGAUCUGAAUGCGGGCCGGCAGGCCCGAGCCAUACACAUUCUUCAGCAUGGCCAUCCUGCUCUCCUCCACGGUGCUCCGCAGGCCGGCCUGCACCUGCGCGACGGGGUGCCCGCUCUUUGCACCAUCCUUCAAUGUCACGAGCCCAUUGCGGAGCGCAUCGUGGGGUGCUGUAA